CUCUGUGGCCUCCGUACUCUGCAGGUGUUGCCUAGAAACUGCUGUUCAGCUAAAUCAAAACACUGCUAAGCAGCUCAGGCUAAUGGAUUUCAAGUUGCUACAUCUGGGGACUGUUUUCAUCAAAACUUGAGUCAAAAAAAAUCUAGUGCAGUGUGACAGAAGCAUGUCCAGCAGUGUGGAUCGGGCCGCUGGCCGCAGGUUGCUGGCCUUUCUGCGUGAGUGGGACCGGGGCAGUGAGCGGGUCCGCCGGAGAAUGCUGCAGACCUUUCUGUCCCAAAACACUGGAAAAACCAGUCCAGAACUGGAGCUGGAGUUCAGUCAGGCGGCCAGCCUGUUCCUCACUCGCAUUACUGUCUGGAUUAGACUCACCUACAUGUUUGGUACCAGCCUGGAUCUACAGCUGAAAGCUCUGGGAGUGUUCCUCUCGGCUGCUGGAGGUCGUCAGUAUCUGAUGGAGUUCCUGGAGGUGGGAGGUGUGCUGACCCUGCUGGAGAUACUGGGUCAGAAGAAGACCAAGGAGCGAGACAAGGCCCAGGCUCUGCGUUUGCUGCUCAUCAUCUCCGACGCCGGACACCGCUAUAAAGAGCUCAUCUGUGAGAGCUAUGGUGUGAGGGCUGUAGCCGACUGUUUGGCUCGGUCUAAAUCGGAGGAGACGCAGCUGUCAGCAGCGGUCCUGCUGGAGUCGCUGGCUCAGGGGAACCCCUCGUUCCAGCAGCAGGUGUAUAAAGGCCUGAUCGCUCUGCUCGCUUGCAGCUGCCCCAAAGCCCAGCAGCUCGUUCUUCAGACGCUGCGCACAGUACAGUCUGUUGUAAAAUCAGCUUAUCCUGGUAUUGUGGAGCCCUUGCUGAAUUUAUUACAUUCUUUACAUCAAGAGGUGCAGCAUGAGGUAAUAGAGCUGAUCUCAGAGCUGCAGCAGACUGAGGUCAGAACUUCACUCCAGCGUUCUCUGAUCACUCUGCUGAAACCGUCCAGAGAGAGAAAUCUCAAAUACAAGAUCCUACAGGAUCCAGAGAUGAUGAAGAUGACAGACUCGUUACCACUCUUUGUACAGCAAGCUGCAGCAGCUAAAGCCCUAAGGAUUUUGGCUCAGAGCAGCCAGAGAACAUCUGAAGAACUGAUCCAUCUUGGAGUGGUGCAUCAAUUACUGUAUGCUAUGGGUAAUCAGGAGCAUGAAGACGCUCAGAAACAAGCUAGUCUGACUUUGGAGCACUUUGUGCGCUCAGAUCCAGUGGUAGAGGAACAUGUGCAGCGAGCUAUGGGACCGGCUCUGUUUGGAUCAUUCAUGAAAAACGCUGAGCUGCUGUACACUAGGAUGGAUGAUGUUGAGGCCGAGAUUCUACUGUCAAACAAAGUGAACAUUUCUAGAGAACCUGAAGAGCAGAAUGCAGAAUCCUAAACAUCACACUGAACAGAAGUGGACUGACUUGUUAUCCAUACUGAUUUUGCCCUUUUAAAUCAUAAUAAAAAGAAAGUACUUAC
Molecule: messenger RNA, 1479 nt
Organism: Astyanax mexicanus (Mexican tetra)
Lineage: Eukaryota; Metazoa; Chordata; Actinopteri; Characiformes; Acestrorhamphidae
Gene: armh1
Product: armadillo like helical domain containing 1
Exons: 13
Coding region: 164-1396 (410 amino acids)
Source: RefSeq, a predicted model, not a curated record